GCCUGACAAAUAGGAAAAUACUACAAAGUGAAGAGAAAAUUCACUUCACGAGAACUGAGCUCUGCUUUCAUGGUCUUUUAAAUUUUAUUUGUAUUAAUAACUGAUUAGUAUCAGAUCAUCUCUGUAGUCUACUGUGGUGAAAUUGUUAGGUUAAAGCUGGAAAAAAUGAAACAAUUAAAAAGAAAAAGAAAAAGCAAUUUUAGCGUUCAGGAAACUCAAACUCUCCUUAAGGAAAUCAGAAAAAGGAGAGAAGUACUCUUUUCAAAGCAACUUAAUACAACAAUUAAUGAGAUGAAACGGAAAGCUUGGGAGGAAAUAGCAGAGUGUGUAAAUGCUGUAGGUGAAGGAGAGCAAAGAACAGGGACAGAAGUGAAAAGGCGAUACCUUGACUGGAGAGCACUCAUGAAGAGAAAACGUCUCAAUGCAAACAUCAAAGUAGUAGGUGCUGGGUUUCACCUUCCUUCAUCCAAUUUAGAUGACUCUCUCAAUGAAGACAUGGAUGAGAAAAUGGGAUUUGCAAUUGAAUCUAGUUUUGAAUGGCAAAAUAUCACUGACUUCAGAGAAGCCGGUGGAUCUUUAACAGAAAUCAAAGUAGAAGAGGAAGAGGAGGAUCCGCAGAAUUUUGAAUUUCCUAUUGAGGAAGAAGAAGAAAUUUUGUCAUCAGUUUUGCCAGAUUCAAAAAAAGAAAAUGACCUUCCAGACUUCCCCCACAUUGAAGACUUUGGAAAUCUAAGCUCUGCUCAAGCUAGGCUAGCCUAUGAAGAUUCUCACUUGCUUAUAAAUCUGGAGAAGCAGAAGGUGGAGCUGGAGAAGCAGCGACUAGACAUUGAAGCCGAAAGGUUGCAAGUGGAGAAGGAGCGCCUGCAAAUUGAAAAAGAACGGUUGCGGCACGUUGACUUGGAGCGUGAGAGGCUUCAGAUUGAGAAGGAGCGACUUCAGAUUGAAUGGGAGAAACUCAGGCUAGAGACUCUGCAUGCUGAAAAACCUGCCCUGGAAAAUGACCUCACCCAAACAGAAAAACCCAUCAUGCAGCCUCUGGAUCUAGAAACUGAAAAGUUGAAACUUGAAAAAGAACGUUUGCAGUUAGAGAAAGAGAGGCUGCAGUUCCUAAAGUUUGAGUCAGAGAAGCUGCAGAUUGAGAAGGAGCGCUUGCAAGUGGAGAAGGAGCGCCUUCGAAUUCAGAGAGAAGGUCACUUGCAGUGAACUUUGUGACUGAAGUGUCAUUAGUGUUUCAGUGUUUGUAAAAUAGAGAUAGUUCUUUUUCUUAAUACUGAAUCUGUCCUAGUGGCUUAACAUUCUUCUGUUCAGAGUUGAAUGUUGAUGUUAAACUGAAAAAGAAAAAAAAAAAGAAAAAGGAAUGGUGCUCAGUAUGUCAGUGUGCCUACAUAAGUGAGCUUAUGUGUGGAAUUCUUUUCGGUGUAUCAGAACUAAAUGUUAUGUUCUCUUGUCUUCAGUAUUGUGUUGUAUUAGUUUGAUGUCCUCCUCUCAGACACAUUGAGAAGAAUCAAGGCUGAACCUUGUACUUUUUUCACUGUACUAACAGUAAG
Molecule: messenger RNA, 1547 nt
Organism: Antrostomus carolinensis (chuck-will's-widow)
Lineage: Eukaryota; Metazoa; Chordata; Aves; Caprimulgiformes; Caprimulgidae
Gene: MSANTD4
Product: Myb/SANT DNA binding domain containing 4 with coiled-coils
Exons: 2
Coding region: 166-1203 (345 amino acids)
Source: RefSeq, a predicted model, not a curated record